AUGACAUCCUCAUCAAGUGGAUCAAGUGGAUUAGUCUCUAAUUUAACUCAAUCUUCAAUGGCAUCAUAUACCUCAACUGAACUUUCAUUCUCUGCUUUUAACUUCAAAUUCAUCUCGGAUGAUAGUGAAUACUAUGAUAGUGAAGAAGAAUUUGAUGUAGAUUACUCAUGUCCAGAUUGUUCACGGCCUAGAACAAAUGAUCGAUGGUGCAAUUUCUGUGAAUCCGAAAAAUUUUCAAAGAAUUUUAAUAAUUGGACAAGUGGACAUUCAUACUUAGACGAAAUCAUAAAAGAUACUCAACUUAAUGCCACAAGUAAAUGUGAUUAUUUGGUUUGGAUUGAUUAUAAUGAAUUCGAAGAUGUAGAAUAUCUUGCAAAUGGCGGAUUUGGAGAUGUUUAUUUUGGGAUUUGGAUUAAUGGACCGGAGAAAGUUCUAAUUUAUGAUGAAGAAAGUUGUAUACAUAGAAAAGAAGCAAAGACACCUGUAGCUUUGAAAUGUUUACGUAACUCUGAAAAUAUAACUACAGAAUUUUUGGAUGAAAAUAGAGGUGACGUUAGAGAACGUAGGAAUAUUAGGUCGCAUCCUAAGGCUUCUUAUACAAGUAAAAUGAUACCAAAACCACCGAGCCAAAAAGAUAUAGAGUAUAGUGGAUAUAGUAAUUUUGCCGUAUCAGAGUCGGAGUUCACUAGAGAAAUAACAGGAACUAUUGGAAAGCUACCACAACUAACGAUUAAUAUUGAUGAAAAGGGUGAAGAUUUUGAUUAUGUAACAAGAGCAUUUAAUGAAACGCUUUCAUUUG
Messenger RNA from Dentiscutata erythropus, 799 nucleotides. NCBI's taxonomy places the organism in Eukaryota, Fungi, Glomeromycota, Glomeromycetes, Diversisporales, Gigasporaceae. The record is from the annotation of a GenBank genome assembly.